Messenger RNA from Charadrius vociferus (killdeer), 411 nucleotides. RefSeq names its product GS homeobox 2 (gene GSX2). Gene Ontology annotation, molecular function: DNA-binding transcription factor activity, RNA polymerase II-specific; sequence-specific double-stranded DNA binding. Gene Ontology annotation, biological process: regulation of DNA-templated transcription. The record is from RefSeq and is a predicted model, not a curated record. The coding region runs from base 1 to 411 and encodes 136 amino acids. The transcript has 2 exons. Gene Ontology annotation, cellular component: nucleus. Lineage: Eukaryota; Metazoa; Chordata; Aves; Charadriiformes; Charadriidae.
AUGUCUGAAAAGUACGAGGGACACGGCAAAGCCAAGCUCAGAGAAGUACCUGGCAAGACUGUGGAUAACAGAGGGUCCGAUUCCAGCCAAAUUCAAAACGGGAAAAGGAUGAGGACAGCUUUCACCAGCACCCAGCUCUUGGAGCUGGAGAGGGAAUUCUCGUCCAACAUGUACCUGUCCCGGCUGCGGAGGAUCGAGAUAGCCACUUACCUGAACCUCUCUGAAAAGCAGGUGAAAAUCUGGUUCCAAAACAGGAGGGUGAAGCACAAGAAAGAAGGCAAAGGCGCCCAGCGAAACUCGCACGGGGGCUGCAAGUGCAGCACCAGCCAGGGGCAUUACCCCAGGUCAGAGGACGAAGAGUCUCUAUCCCCCUCAUCGGCUACCGAGGAUAAAGAGAUCUCCCCGUUAUGA